CGCCGCCCGCUUGCGCCCCCCGCUGCCGGACCGGGGGCUGAAUUGCCCUUCUUCCGCGCCUUGCUGGAGCGGGCGCGCUGCUACCGCAGCUGCGAGACCCAGCGCCUCGGGGGACCCGCGUCCCGCCACCGCGUCAGCGAGGAUGUGCGCAGCGACUUCCAACGCAGAGUGCCCUACAACUACCUGCAGCGAGCCUACAUCAAGCUUAACCAGCUGGAAAAGGCAGUGGAAGCAGCCCACACAUUUUUUAUGGCCAACCCUGAGCACAUGGAAAUGCAGCAGAAUAUUGAGAAUUACAGAACGAUGGCUGGUGUCGAAGCAUUCCAGUUGGUAGAUCGAGAAGCCAAACCGCACCUGGAGAGUUACAACUUAGGAGUUAAACAUUAUGAGGUUGAUGACUUUGAACUAGCUAUCAAGUACUUUGAACAAGCUUUACGAGAAUAUUUCAAUGAAGAUAUGGAGUGUCGAGCCCUAUGUGAGGGGCCUCAGAGAUUUGAAGAGUAUGAGUACUUAGGUUAUAAAGCUGGUCUCUACGAAGCCAUUGCAGAUCACUACAUGCAGGUGCUGGUUUGUCAGCAUGAAUGUGUGAGGGAACUUGCCACUCGCCCUGGCCGCCUCUCACCAAUUGAGAAUUUUCUUCCCCUGCAUUUUGACUACCUACAGUUUGCCUACUAUCGAGUUGGUGAAUAUGUGAAAGCCUUGGAGUGUGCCAAGGCCUAUCUUCUACUCCAUCCGGGUGAUGAGGAUGUCCUAGAUAAUGUGGAUUACUAUGAGAGUCUGUUGGACGACAGCACAGACCCAGGAUCCAUCGAGGCCAGAGAGGAUUUGACAAUGUUUAUGAAGCGUCAUAAACUGGAAUCAGAACUAAUAAAAUCAGCUGCAGAGAGUCUGGGAUUUUCAUACACUGAACCAAAUUAUUGGAUCCGAUAUGGAGGACGACAGGAUGAGAAUCGUGUCCCCUCAGGAGUGAAUAUGGAGCGGGUAGAAGUUCAUGGAUUGUCAGUGGGGAAAAAAUCAUCACCCAAGAUAGAUCGAGACCUAAGAGAGGGCGGCCCUCUCCUCUAUGAGAACAUCACGUUCGUCUAUAACUCGGAGCAGCUAAACGGGACGCAGCGGGUUCUCCUGGAUAACGUCCUGUCAGAAGAGCAGUGCCGUGAGCUGCACGGUGUGGCGAGUGGAAUCAUGCUUGUUGGUGAUGGAUACAGAGGAAAAACUUCACCCCAUACACCCAAUGAAAAGUUCGAAGGUGCAACUGUCCUGAAAGCACUCAAAUUUGGUUACGAAGGCCGAGUCCCACUGAAGAGUGCCCGUCUGUUUUAUGACAUCAGCGAGAAGGCUCGAAAGAUUGUAGAAUCCUAUUUCAUGCUGAACUCAACCCUGUAUUUUUCCUAUACACACAUGGUCUGCCGAACAGCCCUGUCCGGUCAACAGGAUAGAAGAAAUGACCUCAGUCAUCCCAUCCAUGCUGACAACUGCCUACUGGAUCCAGAGGCCAACGAGUGCUGGAAGGAGCCUCCUGCUUACACAUUCCGGGACUAUAGUGCUCUCUUAUAUAUGAAUGACGAUUUUGAAGGAGGGGAAUUCAUAUUCACUGAGAUGGAUGCCAAGACAGUGACUGCCUCUAUAAAACCAAAGUGUGGGCGUAUGAUCAGCUUCUCAUCCGGAGGAGAGAACCCACAUGGGGUAAAAGCAGUCACCAAGGGCCAGAGGUGCGCUGUUGCUCUGUGGUUUACUUUGGACCCACUUUACAGAGAACUGGAGCGAAUACAGGCCGAUGAAGUGAUCGCAAUCCUGGAUCAAGAACAGCGAGGGAAGCAUGAACUGAAUAUCAACCCAAAGGAUGAGCUUUAAAAAUGAGAAAGAAUGUUCUAUCAGAUAUUUAUUUAAAUUGUUAAUCUUAUGAGAACCUUUUUAUUUUUGUACAGAGCCAUGGUAUAAAUUAACAAACAGGUUAAUAUGAGUCCUCUGAUCUCCCUUCUGUUCCUAAGGAUGUUUGCUUCGCCUCAGUCUGUCUGUCUGUCUGUCUUGGUUUUUCAUCAGUUCACCUCUCAAAGCUCAGCCUCCCCCUUCCCACUACACACACACACACACACACACACACACACACAUUUCAUUUGCUAUAGCUCCAAAAGCUCAAACAGAAAGAAUAAUUUCAUUCUUGUUAAAACUACAGCUUUCGUACAUGCUCUGGUUCUAAAGUUAGCUUGUGAUUUGGUUUCAGAAGGCCUUUCUGCCUCUGAGACUUUUAGCCACAUCCUCUCACAGUGCUGAUGGCCAUGAGCUUGAGCCUGGGACUCCCUGGCGGUGGUGGGCUCUGCACUGCCUCACAUAUCACUGCCCUAUGGGUCCCCAGGCCCUGAGAAGGAACCACUCUGAUGAGUACUACAUGAGGUGGAGGAACCCAGCCUUUCUAGGGCCUUAGUGGAGUUUUUGGCUCUGGUAUUUUCACCAGAGAAUAAACUUACACUGGAAGCUUCAAUUCACCCUCCACGAUGCUCCAGAAAGGAUACCCUAUGAGUUGUAUCUUUAAUAACUUUUUUAAGGGGUUUGAAAUAGAAUGUCUCUUCACUCCAGUGACUUGAAUCCUACCUGAAUCUGGGCACGAUUGCCAUGUAGCCUUAGUAGGGUCCACUGGUGAGAGAGGCAUUUUGUUCUUAAGUAAGAAAUAUGGAUUUCUGAUUGAUUCCAGUCUUUAUCUGCAUGGAUAUUGGUGGCCCUUCCUCCUUGCUGCUGUCCAGGGUGCAGCCUUGUUCUUGCAUCUGAUUUGUUUAAUAAAGGGAGCCUUAUUUCAAUA
Molecule: messenger RNA, 2794 nt
Organism: Pteropus alecto (black flying fox)
Lineage: Eukaryota; Metazoa; Chordata; Mammalia; Chiroptera; Pteropodidae
Gene: P3H2
Product: prolyl 3-hydroxylase 2
Exons: 15
Coding region: 250-1851 (533 amino acids)
Biological process (GO): collagen metabolic process
Cellular component (GO): endoplasmic reticulum
Molecular function (GO): procollagen-proline 3-dioxygenase activity; protein binding; iron ion binding
Source: RefSeq, a predicted model, not a curated record